Thamnophis sirtalis is the source of this 354-nucleotide messenger RNA. It is a transcript of the gene CATSPERH, whose product is annotated as catsper channel auxiliary subunit eta. The record is from RefSeq and is a predicted model, not a curated record. Lineage: Eukaryota; Metazoa; Chordata; Lepidosauria; Squamata; Natricidae.
AUGGGCUCAUGGAAGGACCCCUUCCUCACUGUCACCUUCCCAAGCAAGGUCAUCUUCAUCAUUAGCUCAUGGGUUCUCUUCGUCAUCAACCUCGGAGUGAUCAUCGGGGACCUCUACCACUUCCUGGUCUCUCAAAGAGGCGAUCUCAUGAGCUUCCACUUCACCGUAUCGCUGCUGUUCUCCCACGUGACGAGCUUCUACUUGGCUCUCAUAGCCAGCGUCUACACCAUGCAAGCGGAUGAUGGCUUCUUGACGUGCUUGUCCCUGACCUCCUUAGUCGCGAAUUUCUCUCUGUACCUGGCCCGAUUCUGGAUGGACUAUCUCACCAUCGAGUACAGGGAGGAAAAAUACUAA